This is a messenger RNA of Radiomyces spectabilis, 495 nucleotides long. RefSeq lists its product as uncharacterized. The coding region runs from base 1 to 495 and encodes 164 amino acids. The transcript is spliced from 2 exons. The record is from RefSeq and is a predicted model, not a curated record. Lineage: Eukaryota; Fungi; Mucoromycota; Mucoromycetes; Mucorales; Radiomycetaceae.
AUGGAAGCUCAUUCUGGAGCCACGACUUGCUUAUCGUCCCCUUCACUUCCCCGGUCGCCCACUCGCUCGAAUACCGAUGAUAAGCAGAUGAACCGUCUCGAGAUUGAAAAUGCGUAUUUAAGUCAACAAAACGAACUUUUGAAUAAGGAGCUUGCGUUUGCUCGUUACACCAUCAAUGCAUUGCGAACCAUGACACUGCAAAAGGAUCACGCUCUCCAACUGACCAGGCAGGAACUGGAAAAAGUGUAUGGAGAAAUCCAAAUGUUCAUGGUUUUGAAAGAAAAUGCCUUGGUACAACCCCGGUCUGGCACCGGGCGAUCAAGAGUGUUUGGCGACGAUUAUGAUCUGAAUAUCAAACGAUCGGCUUCUCACCGAGUGGGAGUAACGACGACGUUGGAUAUCAUUUCUAAACUUCCUCUGAGAUCGUCCACCGAAGAAUCGCAACAAAUUACCCCGCCGGAAUCUCCGCGUGGUAAUGAACCGAAUGCUUGGUGA